Bombina bombina (fire-bellied toad) is the source of this 7219-nucleotide messenger RNA. It is a transcript of the gene CCDC88A, whose product is annotated as coiled-coil domain containing 88A. The record is from RefSeq and is a predicted model, not a curated record. Gene Ontology annotation, biological process: cytoskeleton-dependent intracellular transport; cytoplasmic microtubule organization. Gene Ontology annotation, molecular function: dynein light intermediate chain binding; microtubule binding. Gene Ontology annotation, cellular component: cytoplasm; centrosome. The coding region runs from base 467 to 6058 and encodes 1863 amino acids. The transcript is spliced from 33 exons. NCBI's taxonomy places the organism in Eukaryota, Metazoa, Chordata, Amphibia, Anura, Bombinatoridae.
UGCUUCUUCGCUGUCAUUGCUGCUGAUUAGUUAAGGGGAGGGGCUACCAUUUCGAUGCUUUUCUUGCAUAGCGGUUUUGGGCUGGGUAAAACCACUGUGGCUCCGCAGAGCGGUUUUCCUGAGAUUUUUUUUUUUAGCUGCUGAAAACUGUAGUCUUUUUCUCUCCUCUCUCCCUGUAAGAUUUCUCCUCCCAUUUUUUUCGUCUUUCCUCCACCCUUUCUGGGUCUCCAGAUGAUGCCUCCCCCCUUGUGCUGCAUGCAGCCCAUAGCUUAGAACCUCUGCAGAGAGGGGGAUACAGGGCGUAUUGCCAAUACAAUGUAUUCUAUUUAUUAGGGAACCCUGAACAUAUACACGUGUUAUUGUUUUUUCCUAUGGCUUUAAUACGUCCAGAACACCAGAUCUUCCGUUUACAUUAGGAUUUACUGAUUUCUUGAUUUUCCAACUCAGGAUAUAUAUUUUUUAGAAAAUGGAGAACGAGAUAUUUGCUCCUCUGCUAGAAAAUUUUAUGUCAAGCCCCCUGGUGAUCUGGAUCAAGACUUUUGGUGCCUUGGUCAAAGGAAAUGGAACCCAGCUAGACGAAUAUGUGGCUUUAGUAGAUGGUGUAUUCCUGAAUGAAGUCAUGUUUCAGAUAAAUACAAAAGCAGAUACUCAAAGAAUAUAUAAGAAGAUAAAUAAUGAUGCGUCCCUUAGGAUACAAAACUUAUCUGUUUUAGUGAAACAAAUCAAAUCCUAUUAUCAGGAAUCUUUGCAGCAACUUGUAAUGAUGAAUUUGCCAAAUAUCUUAAUCAUUGGGAAAACCCCAUUUUCUGAACAAGCUACUGAAGAGAUGAAGAAACUACUGUUACUUUUGCUGGGCUGUGCUGUUCAAAGUGAAAGAAAGGAAGAGUUCAUUGAAAAAAUACAGGACCUAGAUUUUGACACAAAAGCAGCUGUUGCAGCCCAUAUUCAAGAGGUAACACACAAUCAGGAAAAUGUAUUUGACCUGCAGUUAAUGGACCAAGCAGAUCUGUCUCGAGAGGAUUUAGAGUCUCUUUUUAAAAGUACUGCUUUCCAGUUAAAGAAGCUGGUCGAUGAACGAGAUGAACAUUCAGAGACUAUUAUCAGCCUCACUGAAGAGAGGGACUCUUUUCACUGUGCACCUUUACCAGCAUCUGCACAUUCUCCAUCUGGAUCACCAAACAUGAGGCGUACAGAGAGCAGACAGCACCUAUCUGUGGAGUUGGCAGAUGCAAAAGCUAAAAUAAGAAGGCUACGGCAGGAACUGGAAGAAAAAACAGAGCAGUUUUUGGAUAGUAAACUGGAAAUCGGACAGCUGGAAUCAGAGCUAAAGCGACUGCAACAGGAGAAUAUGAAUUUGCUAGCGGAUGCCCGGUCUGCUAGAGUGUACCGAGAUGAACUGGAUGCACUGAGGGAAAAGGCGAUCAGAGUUGACAAGCUUGAAAGUGAAGUGAGCCGAUACAAAGAGAGAAUGCAUGAUAUUGAGUUUUACAAGGCCAGAGUUGAGGAAUUAAAGGAAGACAAUCAAGUGCUUUUGGAAACGAAGACAAUGCUGGAAGAUCAAUUGGAAGGGGUCCGAAGCCGUUCUGAUAAAUUGCAUGAGUUAGAAAAAGAAAAUCUGCAGCUAAAAGCUAAAUUCAAUGACAUGGAAAUGGAACGGGAUAUGGAUAGAAAGAGAAUUGAAGAAUUAAUGGAAGAAAAUAUGUCACUAGAAAUGGCUCAGAAGCAAAGCAUGGAUGAGUCUCUCCAUCUAGGCUGGGAACUGGAGCAGUUAUCCAAAACCAGUGAUCUCCCAGACACUCCACAGAAGUCUCUUGGUCAUGAAGUUAGCGAACUGACAUCCAGCAAGCUUCUGAAGCUAGAGAUGGAAAACCAGACUUUACUUAGUACAAUAGAGGAGCUGAAGACUACCAUGGGAUCUGCCCAGGGAACCACUACAAAGGUCCUGAAAAUGGAAAAAGAAAACCAAAGACUGAGCAAAAAGCUAGAGAAAAUUGAAGCAGAGCUUAAUCAUGAGAGACAGAGUAUUCAGAGCAGCCAACAUCUGAGCAAUGAUCUGAUGAAAGAAAAAGCCCAACUGGAAAAGACUUUGGAAACGCUCCAUGAGAAUUCUGAGAGACAGAUCAAAGGAUUGGAACAAGAAAAUGAGCACUUAAAUCAAACCAUUGCUUCCUUGAGACAGAGAUCUCAAAUUGGGGCUGAAGCAAGAGUCAAAGACAUUGAAAAAGAAAAUAAAAUUCUACAUGAAACCAUUAAAGAAACGAGCAGUAAAUUAAACAAAUUGGAAUUUGAAAAGAAGCAAAUUCGGAAGGAGCUAGAGCACUUCAAAGAAAAGGGGGAACGGGCAGAAGAAUUAGAAAAUGAAUUGCAUCGUAUGGAAAAAGAGAAUGAACUCUUGCAAAAGAAGAUCACUAGUUUAAACAUAAUUUGUGAAAAGACAGACUCUUUAGAACAAGAAAAUGCGGGCUUAGAAGUAGAAAAUCGGAAGCUUAAAAAGACUUUGGAUAGUUUAAAGAACCUAAAAUAUCAAGUAGAGUCACUGGAAAAAGAAAAUAGCCAAUUGGAAGAAGAGAACUUAGCUCUGAGAAGGACUGUUGAGUCGCUAAAGAGUGCAAAUAUUAAAAUGGCACAGUUAGAAUUAGAAAAUAAAGAACUAGAAAAUGAGAAAGAACAGUUAAGGAAAAGUAUGGACCUUAUGAGAGCAUCAUGCAAGAAAACGGAACGUUUGGAAGUAAGUUACCAAGGAUUGGACACUGAAAACCAAAGGCUACAAAAAGCACUAGAAAACAGCAAUAAAAAAAUUCAACAACUGGAAAAUGAGUUGCAGGACCUUGAAUCGGAAAACCAAACUUUGCAAAAAAAUUUGGAAGAGUUAAAGAUUUCUAGUAAACGGCUAGAACAGCUGGAGAAGGAAACAAAGCUCUUAGAUCAGGAAACCUGCCAGUUAGAAAAGGACAAGAAACAAUUAGAGAAGGAGAAUAAGAGACUUCGCCAACAGGCAGAAAUUAAAGACAUUACCCUGGAAGAGAACAACGUGAAAAUCUCAAACUUAGAAAGAGAAAACAAGCUACUGUCUAAAGAAACAACUGCAUAUAAGGAAUCGUGCGCACGGCUGAAAGAGCUAGAAAAAGAGAACAAAGAGCUUGUGAAGAGCGCUACUAUUGAUAAGAAAACAUUAGUAACCUUAAGAGAGGAUCUGGUGAAUGAGAAGUUAAAAACACAGCAGAUUAAUAAUGAUCUGGAAAAAUUAACCCAUGAACUAGAGAAGAUAGGAUUAAAUAAAGAGCGUCUUCUACAUGAUGAGCAGAUGAGCGAUGACAGAUACAAACUUUUGGAGUCAAAAUUAGAGUCAACGCUGAAGAAAACUUUAGAAAUUAAAGAGGAAAAAAUUGCUGCCCUUGAGGCUCGAUUAGAAGAAUCUACUAAUUUUAACCAACAACUUCGCCAGGAACUAAAAACUGUAAAAAAAAAUUAUGAAGCACUUAAGCAGAGGCAAGAAGAAGAAAAAGUGGUACAGACCUCUCCCCCAAGACAUGGUGAUGAAAAUGUAAAUAAAUGGGAGCGGGAGAGUCAGGAGACGACUAGAGAACUGCUAAAGAUCAAGGAUCGGUUGAUAGAAAUUGAGAGAAAUAACGCUACUCUGCAGGCAGAGAAACAAGCACUAAAAACUCAACUGAAGCAAAUGGAAACUCAAAAUGAUAAUUUGCAAGCACAAAUCAUGACACUUCAGAAGCAAACCAUCUCACUGCAGAUGCAAAGUACAAACUUGCAGACUCAAAAUGCCAAACUUCAGGUUGAAAAUUCUACACUCAAUUCAGAAAGAACAUCACUUAUGAACCAAAAUUCACAGCUGCUUGUCCAGCAGUCUGGCCUAGAGAGUGAAAAUGAAUCUCUUGUUAAGGAUCAAGAGGAACUUAAAUCCAUGUAUGACUUGCUAGUUAAGGAUCAUGAGAAAUUAGCACAAGUGCAUGAGCGGCAAGCUGCUGAGUAUGAGUCGCUGAUCUCCAAGCAUGGGAAUCUGAAGUCUGCCCACAAAAAUCUGGAGGUGGAACAUAAGGAUCUUGAAGACAGAUAUAAUCAGCUGCUGAAGCAGAAGGGUCAGUUAGAGGAACUGGAAAAAGCGCUGAAAGAAGAGCAAGGCAAAAUGUUUCAGGAAAACAAGAAACAUACCAUGUUAUCGUCUGACUAUCAGAGGCUCACUGAGGAGCAUGAGAGGCUUAAUCACACAUACAGACAACUCCUGAGAGAAAAUGAAAGCUUGCAAAGUGACCACAAAAACAUGAAAAGUUUGCUAAAUAAUGGAAAGCUUGAACAGACGAGGUUAGAAGCUGAAUUUUCGAAAAUGAAAGAAGAGUAUCAGGAAUUGGACAUCAAAUUCACAAAGCUAAAUAACCAUUGUGAGCUUUUAAGCCAGCUUAAGGGAAAUCUUGAAGAAGAAAACAAACACCUGUUAGAUCAGAUACAGACAUUAAUGCUGCAAAACAGAACAUUACUGGAGCAAAAUCUGGAAAGUAAAGAUCUUUUCCAUGUAGAACAGAGACAGUACAUCGAUAAAUUGAAUGAGCUCAGGAGACAGAAAGAAAAAUUAGAAGAGAAGAUAAUGGACCAGUACAAAUUCUAUGAACCGUCUCCUCCCAGAAGGAGAGGGAAUUGGAUAACUUCAAAAAUGAGGAAGCUGAUUAAGCCCAAGAAAGAGGUUAACCGAGAGCGCAUGAGAUCGCUUACUCUCCCUCCUCGUUCUGAGUCUAGCGAAGGGUUCCUGCAGAUCCCCCUACAGGACAGCCAAGAUAGCUCGUCAGUAGGCUCCAAUUCUCUUGAAGAUGGACAUCCACUUGGAGCCAAGAAAAGCAGCAUGGUUGCACUGAAAAGACUGCCCUUUAUGAGGAACAGACCGAAGGAUAAAGACAAAGUGAAGGCUCUCUACCGCCGAUCCGUGUCCAUGAAUGAUCUGGUGCAGUCCAUGGUCCUGGCAGGUGGACAGUGGACAGGUAGUGCUGAGAAUCUGGAGGGUCCUGAUGAUAUUGCUACUGGAAAAAGGAGGAAAGAUUUGGGAUCUAUGGCCUUCUCUACAACAGCAAUCAACUUUUCAGCUGUCAACCUUUCCUCGAGCUUCAGAUCCAAGCAGUUACCUAAAAGUCAAGAUGGUGCUUCCUAUGAAGAUGUAAAUGCCCAUUCAGUCAGUGAUGAUUCCAGCGCUUUAUCAUCUGCUCCUGCUCCCAGACCUUACAGCCUUGAUAGUGGCAGAACAUCCUGCAUUAAUAGUAAUAAUAAUGCAUCACUCCAUGAGGUCACAGCAGGUGCUGUGUCUAACCAAAGUACGUGUAGGUCCCAAAGCCAGAGCAGUGGGGAAUUCAGUUUGCAACAAGAACAAGAUGUUUGGUCCAGCAGUAGCAAUCCGGCCCAGCACAUUGGCAAUCGCCUAAAGAAAUCUGCUGUGUCCAGCCCUAUGCUGAGACUUAAAUCGUACGAUGCCCCAGACAGUCCGGCACAGUCCAAGGGGAGACUCGGCUCUCCGGGAAGUGAAGUUGUCUCUCUUAAACAGUUUCUCGAGGAAAGCAACAAGCUCACUGUGUCCCAGAUUCGCUCUGGAAGCCAGGAAAACCUUCUAGAUGAAGUUAUGAAAAGUCUGUCUGGUUCUGUUGAACUGGCAGGAUUACAGUCUCCUUCUCAGUUGUCUCCUGGCAUGUUAUUAAGUGACAUAAAGACUGCAAAACCAGAGCAAUGCGUGAGGCCCAGCCCCCGCAGAACAGAAGUCACGCGCUUUACAUUCCCUCCAGUAGUAAACACGCAAUCCUCAGAUGGAAGCUCCUCUCUAGCACAAAGGCAGACAAAAGAUACAAACCCAUAUGCAACUUUACCUCGUGCAAGUAGUGUGAUCUCUACUGCAGAGGGUACAAAUCGGAGGACAAGUAUUCAUGACUUUUUAUCCAAAGACAAUAGGUCACCUGUAUCAGUUGAUCCAUCACCAACAACAGAGGAUGCCCCUUCCUUAUCGAAUGUGGAGACAUCACAAGAAAUCAGGCUUUCAAAAAGCAGGUCUAGUGAGCAGAAAACCCCUUAAUUUAGUCACCCAGUUCAAGUGAUAUCACAAGUGAGAGAAAAGUGCCCUUGAGUUUGUCAUUGUGAAGUUUUUAUUUGUGAAGUUACAAGACUCGUGCCGCCAUGCACAUUAUUAUGUGAGAAGGUUGUUGCAAAGCCUCAGCAAUUGCGCUGGAAAUGUUUGACUCUUUCCUUCCUUGAAUCAAGGAGUCCUGAUGGCGUGAAUGCACACAAGCGUUUCCUGCACUUUAGCACCGGGGAAUAUAGUCUUCGAUCCUGCUCAGGAAACACAGUGUAUGUGAGAAUCACUCGUGGAAAUGAACUACUUUUUAUUUGUGAAUAAACUUUUCAACUUUUAUGAUUCCUUUAGGACAACUGCACCAAUUUGCAUUUUUUUGGCAAGUCACAAGCUUCCAGGCUCAAUCACUGCUUUAUGUGGUUAGCUUAUAUUGAAAUGGUGAUGCUUUUAAAACUUUUUAAAGCUGAAAAUGUCGCUCGUCACGUGUUCAGGAACUCUUCCGUGAAUGCACAAGCUUUUGGGUUUAAUUCUGAAUACGGAUUUAUAACCUCUCUAUUUGGCACUUUCUCACAAUUCAUCUUACCCGCCUAUACUUGGGUAUUCAUAAUACUUUUUUCUACUAUCUCUCCUCUCUGAAGUUGCCAUAAACCUUGGCGUGGGUCGUCUCUAAACUUUUAAUAAAGGCGCUUAUGUACUAUAUGCCAAGGUCUAUAGUCCUUAUUAUUCCGAUUGUACUGGAAAACAAUGACCUCUCUGCACUGAGGAUGAAAAAGAGGAUUAUCAGUGUGUUUGUCCAGAAAACCAAUCAAUUUCUUAACAAAAUUUAACUUAAUUGUCAUAAUGGAUAGCCAUGUUUUGUUUUUUGUUUGUUUGUUUUUUUCUGUUUUAUUUUUUAUUGAAAUGACAACUACGCGUUAAAUCUGGGUAACGGGCAAGUGUGAUUGCUUCAUUUGGAUGCGUGUAGGACUUUUUCUGUACAAUGUUUCAGUGGCAAAAAAGAUGAAUCUUUAUUUAAACAAUUCUGUCUUAAUAUAUUUUCCCAUGUUUUGUUUCAGCUUUGUCCUAUUUGCAAGACAAUGUACAUGACGCAUAUAACAAACAUCUUUAUAGAUGUUUCACUAUUAUGGUUAUCAGAUAUUAAACAAUUUCAUUUUUAAUACUAAA